AUGUCUUUUUUUGUUUUGGCGAUAAUAACUUCUGGGAGGGUUAAUCCCAGACGGAAUUCCUUCGUUCCCUUUCUCAAAGGCGAAGAUAUCGAUUUCGAACAAAAAGGGAAUCUCGAGUACAAGCCAAGGAGAAAGACUGCCAUCUCAGGCAUACCAUCGACAGAAGUCGCUAACGCAAAGAGGAAGAAGAGCUACUUCCAUCAUUCCAAUAGUAACAAGGUAAACCGAACCCAAGUGAAGUUAAGCCGAGUCCUUUUCUUCCCCACUGCUUCGAAGCCGGAGGCAGACACGUGGGGUUCACUGGAAGGGAGAGUGGCGGGAAUUCAUUUUGGCAAUCCACACCGGUCAAGGGCCAUUGGGAGACUACUAAGGAGAAAGUCUUCAGCAGAAGACUCACAAAGGGAUACUGACAAGGCCAAAAACAAAAUUAGGAUUCGGGUGCUCUUGCCGAGGAAGAAUGGAAUGAUUCUUGCCACUUUUUAUUCCCUUAUGCCGAUGCUGACUCUGAUCGCCUUGAAUACUAUCCUUUCCUUAGGAAUAGCAGGAAAGAUCAGAUCCAUGAAGACUAUGGGUCAGGGGUCAGGAUAUUUAGUUAAACCCGCCCCAGUCUUUAACCUGGGAAUAAAAUAUUUAAAAAAGAUCCUCCCGGAAAAGCUUGAACGUGUCGAGCAGAAGUCUUUCCAAAGCCAACAAUUCAAGGAAUUGGAUUUCUUUCAUGCCUUACUUUCAAAGGUUGGGUUCUCUCUGGGCGGUCGAGCCCUAUCCUUUGCUCUAAGAGGGUUGGGCUGCUCAGCAGGGCUUGCCUUGACUGUAGACUUUACUUUACGAGCGCUGCUCACAUACCAAAACCAUAUGAUGCCUCUCGGCGAGGGGACAUCAGGCUCUGAGUCUCCGGCAUCUCAGUCGGACUCCCCAUGCCUCCUCGGAAACGGAUUCGUACGGAUCUCCACCACAAUCCGUCUCGUCCCCUGGGAGCGUCACCGCUGCGGAGGUAGAAAGUCACACGCGGGAUGA
This is a messenger RNA of Vicia faba (fava bean), 1014 nucleotides long. The record is from the annotation of a GenBank genome assembly. Lineage: Eukaryota; Viridiplantae; Streptophyta; Magnoliopsida; Fabales; Fabaceae.